AUGGCUGCUCUUCAGAAACACGCUGUUGAAUUCAAGGAUCCACGAAGCGUAGAUCUCAGGCUUCACAGUGGUCAUCACGCCGGCAGAGAAGUAGAACCCACGAAGGCUCCGAUAAACGGACCAAAAGAAGAGCUGGAUUCGGAGGAGCGGUCCCCGGAGGCGAUGCAGGUUAUGCCGGUGGCGGUGCACGUGCCGCAAAAGAAGGCUUCGACGAAGGACCGUCACACCAAGGUAGAGGGGCGAGGCCGGAGGAUCCGAAUGCCCGCAACGUGCGCUGCUCGGAUCUUCCAGUUGACCAGGGAAUUGGGUCACAAGUCCGACGGCGAAACCAUCCGGUGGCUUCUGGAACAUGCGGAGCCCGCUAUCAUUGCCGCCACCGGCACCGGCACAGUCCCCGCCAUAGCCAUGUCUGUUAACGGGACCCUUAAAAUCCCAACCACCACAUCCGCCAGCAACAAGCCCGAACCCGAUGAUCCACCCGAAAGAAAGAAACAAAAGCGAUCGACGAAAAGUUCACACGCAGAGCUAAACGACGGCGUUUCACUUUCCGUCGGCCUUGCCCCGAUAUCAGCAACGGCGACGACGACAAAGCCAAGCAUCACAACAGUUGAUAAUAUCCAACAAGCAACAAUACCGUUAGCGCAAGGGUUAGUGCCCAUGUGGGCGAUACCAUCAAACGUCAUCGUUCCACCGGGUACGUGCUUCUUGGUCCCGCCGAUGGGUUCCCUCGCCGGAACUUCCUCCAGCCAGCAGCAGUAUUUCGCCAUCCCGGUGAAUGCGACGCCUCUGAUAACCAUUCCGGCGAGACCCAUAUCGGCCUUCGUCUCGUUAAUGGAGAACAUUGUAGCGCCGGUUCAGCUCCAAGCGGCGACAAUACCUCGGUGCUCAACUGCUCCGUCCGGGAAACUGCCGACUGAACCGACGAUUCGAGCAACGAGCUCAACCUCUGGUGCCACUACCUCAAGCACAACCCAGACGCUAAGAAAAUUCUCAUUAGAGAUUUACGAUAAGGCGGAGCUUCAGCUCAAGUCCGGCUAUUCAUAG
This is a messenger RNA of Prosopis cineraria, 1044 nucleotides long. Its product is annotated as transcription factor TCP9-like. NCBI's taxonomy places the organism in Eukaryota, Viridiplantae, Streptophyta, Magnoliopsida, Fabales, Fabaceae. The record is from RefSeq and is a predicted model, not a curated record. Gene Ontology annotation, molecular function: DNA-binding transcription factor activity; sequence-specific DNA binding. The coding region runs from base 1 to 1044 and encodes 347 amino acids. Gene Ontology annotation, cellular component: nucleus. The transcript has a single exon.